Centruroides sculpturatus (bark scorpion) is the source of this 567-nucleotide messenger RNA. RefSeq names its product neural Wiskott-Aldrich syndrome protein-like. NCBI's taxonomy places the organism in Eukaryota, Metazoa, Arthropoda, Arachnida, Scorpiones, Buthidae. Bases 125 to 544 code for a protein of 139 amino acids. The transcript has 5 exons. The record is from RefSeq and is a predicted model, not a curated record.
ACAAAACGGCACUGGUAGUAUUGUUUUGUGGAUUGUUGGUUCUGUGUGUGGACUUGGAGCGACUAAUUGGAUUUUUUUCAUAACGAAGUUCUGGGCAAGGCAUCGUGAAAGAAUUCAUGGUUCAAUGCAGAUGCCACCACCUCCAUUACAUGAUGCCCUGCAACCUAGUUCUGUGGCUUCACCAAUAAGACCGCCUUCAUCAGGACCAUUACCAUUUCCACCUAGACAUCAUCCACCACCACCACCACCAUCAGGUGGUAUACCACCUCCACCGCCAGUACUUCCACCCGUGUUAAGUUAUGCAAGCAUACCUUUGCCACUACCAACCGUUCCUCCUUCUCCACCACCUCCACCCAGUACUGGUUUUCCUCAGAUACCAGUACCUUCCAGUAAUGAACCCGGCCCCAGCGAGAUGAUGCAACAAAGACAAGUAUCACUCGCUAUGCCACUACAACCUAUGGGAAUGCUACCGCCCCACACCCAAAAUGCAACCACCAUCUCAAAUGAGCGUGAACUUUGGACAGAGACCGCCGCCUUUUGUUAACUGAUGAGGGGUUUUAUGCCCGA